AUGCAGCUACCGAUCGCAGCGCUGUGCCUCGCGCUCGCUCUGGCGGCGACCGGCGCUGCCGCCUCGGAAGAUCCUUUUGCUAGUCCCAGUAAAGGGGGUGUGGCCUCUAUGCCUCUCAGCCCCAAGAUAAAGGGUGUGGCCGCGUCUCUCUCUCUCUCUCUCUCUCUCUCUCUCUCUCUCUCUCUGGCUCCAGACUCAGAUGAGUUGUCUUUAGCUGAACUGGAAGACAUGUUAUUAAGGAAACUAUUUCAUGGUUAUCAGAAGUGGGUGAGACCCGUCCUGCACGCCAACGACUCCAUCACCGUCCGCUUCGGCCUCAAGAUCUCCCAGCUGGUGGACGUGGAUGAAAAGAACCAGCUCAUGACUACUAAUGUCUGGUUGUGGCAGGAGUGGACAGACUAUAAGCUGAGCUGGAACCCAGAGAAUUAUGGGGGAAUCACGUCCAUCCGAGUGCCUUCGGAGAACAUCUGGCUGCCUGACAUCGUCCUCUAUGAAAAUGCUGAUGGGCGUUUCGAGGGCUCACUGAUGACAAAAGCGAUCGUCAAGUACGACGGUACAGUGACAUGGACUCCUCCAGCCAGCUACAAGUCUUCCUGCACCAUGGACGUCACUUACUUCCCUUUCGACCGCCAGAACUGUUCGAUGAAGUUCGGUUCAUGGACGUACGAUGGCGCCAUGGUGGAUCUGACCCUGAUCGACCCCCAUGUGGACCGCAAGGACUUUUUCGACAACGGCGAGUGGGAGAUCCUGGACGCCAGCGGGCGGCGAGGGAGCCGUCGUGAUGGAAUCUACUCGUAUCCGUUCGUCAACUACUCCUUCAUCCUGAAGCGCCUGCCUUUGUUCUACACGCUCUUCCUGAUCAUCCCGUGCCUCGGCCUCUCCUUCCUCACCGUGCUGGUUUUCUAUCUCCCGUCGGACGAAGGCGAGAAGCUUUCGCUGUCCACGUCUGUGCUCGUCUCGCUCACCGUCUUCCUCCUUGUCAUCGAGGAGAUCAUCCCGUCCUCGUCCAAGGUCAUCCCGCUGAUCGGCGAGUACCUGCUCUUCAUCAUGAUCUUCGUCACCUUCUCCAUCAUCGUCACGGUCUUCGUCAUCAACGUGCACCACCGCUCCUCAGCCACCUACCACCCCAUGGCGCCGUGGGUCAGGAGACUCUUCCUGCAGAGCUUACCCAGAAUGCUGUGCAUGCGUGGCCACACUGAUCGCUACCUCUAUGCGGACAUGGAGCCACACCGGAGUCCGGAGCAGAAGCGUGGGAUGAAGAAAGGGGUGAAGAAGAGUGCGGGAGGAAAGGAGGACGAGUCCUGGGUGGCCAUGCUGGAGAAAGCCACCAGCUCAGUGCGCUACAUAUCCAGACACAUUAGGAAGGAGCACUUCAUCAGAGAGGUGGUUCAGGACUGGAAGUUCGUGGCUCAAGUGUUGGACCGGAUCUUCCUGUGGGUCUUCCUCACCGUGUCCGUACUUGGCACCAUCCUCAUCUUCACUCCGGCUCUGAACAUGUACCUCAGCAGCGCUCCUUAAAAACGCCCCGCAAACCGCAUUACAAACUCGUCCUUAAAACCCACGGGGCCAAAAAAAAAAAAAGACAGCUUUCCUUAACCAAUACCAACCUGAUACAACCACUGCUUCAAUACAUACCGACUACAUCAUUCUAAACCUUUUAGAUUAGACCUCAAAGGGUUACUCAGACCUGCAAGAAUAUCCGCUCUCACAUAAACGCACCUUGCAGAUAUUCUACCCAAAAACAUUCA
Ictalurus furcatus (blue catfish) is the source of this 1748-nucleotide messenger RNA. It is a transcript of the gene chrnb3a, whose product is annotated as cholinergic receptor nicotinic beta 3 subunit a. Gene Ontology annotation, cellular component: neuron projection; postsynaptic membrane; synapse. The record is from RefSeq and is a predicted model, not a curated record. The coding region runs from base 1 to 1518 and encodes 505 amino acids. NCBI's taxonomy places the organism in Eukaryota, Metazoa, Chordata, Actinopteri, Siluriformes, Ictaluridae. Gene Ontology annotation, molecular function: acetylcholine-gated monoatomic cation-selective channel activity; transmembrane signaling receptor activity. The transcript is spliced from 8 exons. Gene Ontology annotation, biological process: chemical synaptic transmission; regulation of membrane potential; monoatomic ion transmembrane transport.